Procambarus clarkii (red swamp crayfish) is the source of this 1056-nucleotide messenger RNA. The record is from RefSeq and is a predicted model, not a curated record. NCBI's taxonomy places the organism in Eukaryota, Metazoa, Arthropoda, Malacostraca, Decapoda, Cambaridae.
UUUGGUGGGAAAAAUUUAGUCAUAGAAACCUUAAAUUUGUUUUAUUUUGCCUUAAUAGGUAAUACUGCGUCCAGUCUCUGCUCGGCUACCCAGGAUAAUAGCAAACACAACUUCUGCCCAUUAAUGAUGGAUAACAACCCAGAGGAAUGUUCAGUGUGUUUUAACAAUUAUGAUGACAAUCAGCUACGGCCUCGCACACUGCCGUGCGGCCACACAUUCUGCUCCCAGUGUAUUGACAAUGCUAUCAAGAAUGGUCAGCUGACCUGCCCCAGCUGCCGUGCCGAGCACGCUGCCACAGCUGCUACUCAGUUCCCAAUUAAUUAUGGUAUGGAGGCCCUUAUCAGAAAACUAAAAGGUAUCGAGGUUGUACCAGAGAAAACGUUACCAGCAAAACCCAUUAAAGCUCCUGCAAGAGGAAUCAGCAAGAAGUUACAUUCCAUAAUGGAGGAGCAGAAGAGCAACAUCAGCAGCCUCAUUACUAGCUGUGAAGAGGUAUUGUCCCAGCUGGGGGAGUACCGGGGGCAGCUGGGGGACUGGAAGACUCACCACCUCCAGCUCCAGGACAGACUCUAUGCUCUGGUGGAGCAGAAUAAGUCAGCAAUGAAGCUCUUGGAACUGGAGGAUACCAGUGUGGUGGAUAUGACAACACAAGGAGAGGAAGGGAAGAUUCAGCUGCAGGCCAUAUUGGGGAACCUCGACACAGUCAACACAGCGCAGGAAGUAUUCAUGACCAUCAAUGAAGUUGACCAAUGCAACAUGGAGGUAGAAAAUUGGCUCCAGAAGUGCCAGGAACUCUUCCCAAAUGUCAAGACUGUCCACACCUCAGUGAAGGUGCAGGAGACCAUCAGGGAGGCCCUGGAGAUGAUGACCGCAGAGACAGGUGCCACAGAAAAUAAAGUUAUUGAACUGCAAACAUCUCUGGUGCGGCCACAUUUGGACUGCUGUAUCAAGCAUAGAGGCCUCAGCUUCACAACAUAUCUGCUGUGGAGAAAGUACAACACAGAGCGACAAAAAGCAUCUCAGAACUAUAUCGGCUCCCAUACCAGGAACGGUUGA